AUGAAGACAUCAAAUGUUCUUGUUCUCAUCUUAGUCCUGCUUUACAUCAAUGCCAGCACAGAAUGGCCUAUACACACAGUCUGCAAAGAGGACAACUUGGAAAUACAUUACAAAAGCUGUGAUCCCCAGCAAGAUUUUGCUUUCAGCAUUGACCAUUGCUCUGAUAUCACAACCCACACCUUUAACAUCAGAGCUGCAAUGGUCCUAAGACACAGCAUCAAGGAACUGUACGUCAAGCUUGACCUGAUCAUAAAUGGGAAGACUGUCUUAACCUACUCAGAUACGCUUUGUGAGCCGGGUCAUUCUAAACUUGUUUUCUGUGGAAAGAAAAAAGGAGAACACCUCUACUAUGAGGGACCAGUCACACUGGGAAUCAAAGAAAUCCCACAGGGAGAUUACACUGUUUCAGCAAAACUGACUAAUGAAGACCACGUGACCAUUGCUUGUGCUGAUUUUACCGUGAAAAAUUAUUUAGAAUAUGAUUAGCAACAAAGCAAUUUUGUGAAAGCUACAGACUACCAAAGCUAUUCAAGCCAAGCGAGCUGCUUGCAUGCUACAAUGAUUCUGAAGGAAAUAAUCCCCACGUGGUGGUUCUGAUGCUAUUCCUCGUUAUAAUUCACUAUUUUCAAGAAGUCACUAGAUCCUCU
Molecule: messenger RNA, 647 nt
Organism: Leptosomus discolor (cuckoo roller)
Lineage: Eukaryota; Metazoa; Chordata; Aves; Leptosomiformes; Leptosomidae
Gene: LY86
Product: lymphocyte antigen 86
Biological process (GO): positive regulation of lipopolysaccharide-mediated signaling pathway; innate immune response
Source: RefSeq, a predicted model, not a curated record